AUGGUGAAACGCAGGGCGGGAUCACCGGACAUUGAUCGCGCUCAGAAACGCAAAUCGCUGGCUGCCCUUGCCAUGAAAGCGUCGAGCAGCUCACUCCGCUACGAACAGCAAGGCUCCUUCUUGGAUAUCUUCACUGCUUCCGGACGCCUCAAACGCAACAGCACUCUCAGCCUUCGAUCUUCCUCACGACCACUACUGAAACAAGCACCCAUAGAGCCUGGCCUGACACUCGCCGGCCGCAGCCUACAGACCCACGUAGACCACGAUGUCGCUUCCAUCAAAGAGCUGCUCUUAUUUCCUACUUCACUUGCCAUCAUGAAAAGCAGCUGGAUUUUCCGCUUCACAGUCAACUGCACGCCACAAUUGGGCCCACCUCUACCUAGACAUGUUGAGGACAUGCUUUAUGAGAAAUACUUGGGACCUCGUAUGAACCCGCGCCCAGAAGCGUUGCCAUACAUUCAUCUCGGUUCAACUGCUCUGGGCUUUCGCCUCAACUUUUAUCUUGUCCUGCCGUACGCAUCUCACGCCCCAGGACAUUCGGGCACAGGCAACAUGUGCUAUACAGAAUUACAAGCUGUGUACGAUCUCUGCAUCCGCCCCGCACUGGAGACAGCCUAUCCUAAGCGUGGACGCUGGCCGUCUUGGAUCGAGGCGAAGAACGAGUCACACCUCAAACCCCUGAAAUCACGCCGCAAGUCUACCCGAUCCGAAGCACAAGAGGAACGCAUGCACUGUGGGGGACUUCAAACGUUCUGGGAUGCCAUCGAAGUCUUUUGCGAACAUCAAGCUAUCGCUCAUAUCAUGCGUGGCAAACAUCUCGUCGCCUACGGUGAUGUCGACGUACACGACUGGCAGUCCGACUGGCAGCCCACUUGGGCUCAAUUCUCUCAGCUUUGGAACGAUGCCAUCAACCCAGUACAUGUCGGCCCAGGGACCAAACUCAACUUGGAAAUGCAACUCGGCUUUGACGAAUUGGACAUCUUGAAGGAUUUCCCCGAAAUUCCCAGCAGACCUCGAACACCCAGUGCGAGAAGCUCCCUGUCUUGCGAUAGAUUGCCUCGCGUUCCGAUGACUCCGACUGGUCCGAGGAACUGCAUGUCUGUUGCUGAUCUGUAUUCUCCUCCCAUGACAGCUCCUCCAAGAGUCCCUUUGCCGCCUGUACCGACCUUGAUGAGGGCGGAGAGUAGUAUCUCUCUGCCAAAGAGAGUGAGCACUAGGCGAGUGAGCAGUCGGCAUUCGAUCAGGUGCGUGGAUCCGAGUUUGACGGAUCUGAGUGAGAUGAAUGAAGGGGAGUGA
Messenger RNA from Cercospora beticola, 1296 nucleotides. RefSeq lists its product as uncharacterized. Lineage: Eukaryota; Fungi; Ascomycota; Dothideomycetes; Mycosphaerellales; Mycosphaerellaceae. The record is from RefSeq and is a predicted model, not a curated record.